CCUUUUCUUGCCUCGCCCUCCAAAGGCUGCCGUCAUGGCAUCAUCUUUGGCCCUUGAGUAGGCACCAAGCAACUCUUCGCUGGUUGCGUCAAUGGCAUCUAGCCAGUCGUCGUUUGGUUCGUCAAAUUGACUCCUGUAUUUGAAUGUAUACUUUAGGUAAAUCAAGCCACUCUGGCUAGACCCAGCAGCAGCUUCCUUCGGCAUCUCCCACCCACUCCCGAGUGCCCACACCUUGUAGGCAAUGUGCUCUUGGACUAAGUCCGUGGUGCAUAUGUAGGUGCAUACCGUGUUAUAAGCAGCUUGACAUGCUUGAAUGUCAUUUCCAAGGGCAAGAGAUGGUCUUCUAAUGCCGAAGUGAGACCAUAUGAGACAUUGGAUAAUUCCCUUGAUGUCUUCUCUCUCAGCCAAAUCGUUCUUUACAUAGAACCAUUCUUGCAUCCAGGCUCCUGGCCAUCUCUUGCGAAAUGUUGGAACUGGAUUGCUUACUUCGGAACGGGUUACGAAGCCAUAACAACCGAAAUUGUUGUGGUAUUGUUCUUUUCCAAUAGCCUUUGUCUCAUAAGACAAUUCAUGCAAGUUGCAGAAACAUUUCACAUUCGGCUCUUGUCCUUGGCUUCUCAUGGCCCAAAUAUAAACCCCUAUCCUGAUGAUGGCUUUAGGGGUAAGCUGAUGAAGGUAGACUUCGAAGGUUUUCAGCACUUCGACCAGCAUACUAUCCAAAGGGAACCGAAGCCCCGCUUUCAUAAAACUUCUAUAGACAACUACCUCGUCAGCUUCGGGCAGAGGGACAUUAUUUUCUCCUGUGCAUACCGUGUUAUAAGCAGCUUGACAUGCUUGAAUGUCGUUUCCAAGGGCAAGAGAUGGUCUUCUAAUGCCGAAGUGAGACCAUAUGAGACGUUGGAUAAUUCCCUUGAUGUCUUCUCUCAGCCAAAUCGUUCUUUACAUAGAACCAUUAUUGCAUUCAGGCUCCUGGCCAUCUCUUGGGAAACGUUGGAACUGGAUUGCUUACUUCAGAACGGGUUACGAAGCCAUAACAACCGAAAUUGUUGUGGUAUUGUUCUUUUCCAAUAGCCUUCGUCUCAUAAGACAAUUCAUGCAAGUUGCAGAAACAUUUCACAUUCGACUCUUGUCCUUGGCUCCUCAUGGCCCAAAUAUAAACCCAUAUCCUGAUGAUGGCUUCAGGGGUAAGCUGAUGAAGGUAGACUUCGAAGGUUUUCAGCACUUCGACCAGCAUACUAUCCAAAGGGAACCGAAGCCCCGCUUUCAUAAAACUUCUAUAGACAACUACCUCGUCAGCUUUGGGCAGAGGGACAUUAUUUUCUCCUUUAGCCUGAACAAUAGAAAUGUCACGAAAAUACCUUCCCCUCAUGGCAUCAAUCUAUCCUUGUUUGAUUGUCGACUUUCCGAAAACAACAUGGCUUGGCCUCCAGGGCCGAUCUUCGGCAUCCUCAGUCUCACUUUCAGCAUCAAAGUCUUCACUGUCACUAGAAUCCUCAGAUAUUUCGGCUAAUGUUUCAUGUGCAUUUUUUUCUGCAUUAGUCCUCUCCAUAGCUUCGUAAAACUCAGACAACACUGGGUCCAUAGUCUUCUUCUCACCAGUCAUUAGAUCAAAACUUGUUGAAAUGACGAAGCUCAAGUUCACGACAAAACAAGAGAGUUUAAAAUAGCGACUAUAGUGUACGUAACUGAAAUAGCACAAGAAACACUUUCAAUACGAGCUCAUAUUUAUAUGCAUAGCGCCCCACAGCUUGGUGGGUCCAGCAUGUCAGUGUCAUUCGCUAUUCUAGCGAAGGGAAGAUGUUUUUUGAACCUUCGGCUAAAGGCCUUCGUCCAGGUCGCAGCCUAAAUUUGUUACAAGGAAGCAAAUUAAUACUGCGAGGGCCUACUGUUGGGGCCUUCCUCUUCCGAAGGUCCUAAAAACGUGACUAACCAUAUGUUUUCAGUACGAUAUAGAUUAUUACAGGAGUUUUCGGCUCUUAGAUAAAAGACCAUCUCUAAUGGUGAAAGUAUAGCCGUGUAAAGGAGCAACCCGAAGGUGAUAGGAGUAAGCGCCGAAGUUAUUGCCAGAGAGCUUCGGCUUGAUAUGGUGACGAAGACCAAGGACGUCACCGACUUAAAGGGGGAAAUGACCACUUAGUCUGUGAUAAUUUGUAUUACAAUCACGAGUAAAUGUCAAGGGCAUGAAUGUAAUUUUGUCCGGGCUUUGUCCUGUGCCUAUAAAUAGAUGAACAGUAGCACCGUACUGUUCACGCUCGAUUGUAAUCGUUCUCGAGCCAUUCUCGCUCCCACACCUUAUGGCAAGCCAAAGGUAUCAUUGUGACAUGAAUAUUGUUAAUGUUUAUUCAUAUUCAAUGAAGAUAAAUGGAUUAUGGAUAUAUAACAGACAUUAUCUCAAUUCCUUUGUACUCCUUCGUCUUCUUGUUUAUAUUCUUAUUUAUUAUACCAUAAAAUGAUGAAGGUGUGUCCUUCAUGACUUUCGUCUGAAGAUCAUUAUAUCCGAAAAAAGAUAAUGCUUCGGAGAAAAAAUGUCUUUAACCAUUAACAAUUGUGCUGUUUUGUUUUUGAUUUAUAACAUUUGAGAAUAAAUGACCAACAAACACCAAACUCGGUGCCACAAAUCUUGGCAAGGUCACCAUAUAUGGCGUCGAGGUGCUGUCGUGUAGUGGCGGACACAAAUGAUAGUUUGGGUAGGCCCAAUUAUACUGGAAUUCGAUCAAGAUAUAAACUAUUUCUCAACAUGCAAAGAAAUAUAAUUGAAAAAAAUUCUCUAUAUACCAUCGGAUUUAUGCUCAUCUCUUUAUGUGCUAUUGAGUAGUAUAAAGGGAAUUUUUUAUGUGUAUAAUAUGCGGGAAGUGAAAAUAAUUCGGACGUUGGGAAAGUCGUUCCGUACCCGUGUGCCGUAAAGGCGUAAACCACGUAUUGCGAAAACGGCUCACAGUUUCGAUGCGAUCGAAGCCGGAAGCACAGGUCCGUCAGACCCGAUCCGAGCCCCAGAUUCCAGCCGAAGCCGACCCCACACAUCUCUCCCGGUCCAGGUAGUUACGCGUCCUCUUCCUCCUCGUCGCCUCGCCUCCCAGUCGGCCAGUCGCCACCGCCCGAGAAGCCGAGCCCGCAGCCACCGGAUCCCAGCGGGCAUCGCCACCCACCCCGCUCUCCAUGGUGGCACGCGAGAGCGAGACCUAACCCUACCUUAACCUUACUACCUCACAAUGGCCGCCGCGGGGGAGCGCCGCAAGCUUUGUGGCUACCUACGCGCCGUGGUGUCCAUCCCCGGCGGGGACGUCGCGGCGGCGGCGUCUAUCCUUCCGCUGUCCCCGUGCACGCUCUCCGCGUGCGGGGCCGUGGCCCUUGCGCCGCUCCCCGACGACGUGCGGGCCCAGCCGCGGUGGCCCAGGUCGCGCGCCCCCGGCGUCGUGCGCCUGCUCAGGACGCUCGUGGCGAACCGCUGCGUGGAGGUGGAGGGUACGCUUCUCCGGGUCGUGACCAGGAGGAGGCCUGGGGAAGGGGAAGGGGAAGGGGACGGCGCCGCGGUGGAGGCCAGGGCCGUCGUGCUGCUCGACGUCUACAUACCCGUCGCCGCGUGGUCCGGUUGGCAGUUCCCGCGCUCGCGCUCUGCUGCCGCCGCCGUCUUCAAGCAUGUUAGGUGCGUCUCUUCCGUCUUUGUGUAUCUGUACAGGUGCAAUUUUGUCGAUCCCAUUGCCAUUUCGGAGGAAUAAGGAACUCCCGCACAACGCAAGGCAACUGGAAUAAAAUGGAGGAAUAAGGAACUCCCGCACAACGCAAGGCAACUGGAAUAAGGAAGCCAACGUAUUUCUCUCUGACAGAAGUUCCUGAUUCCCUCGGCAGUGGCGUGGUUGCCUAUGUUUGCUGUCUGUUUUGAUCUACUCGUUUUUUCGCUGUCUUGUGCUCGCUGUCUUCCGUGGUGUUUCAGUAGCAAUGGAAAAGGGUGAGUGAGCCUGUGUUGUGUUACAAGCAUCCCAGUUCAAUGGGAAAACAAACACAAAAGACAUGAACCAACUGAACAGCUUGAUUUAA
Messenger RNA from Zea mays, 4035 nucleotides. RefSeq lists its product as uncharacterized. The transcript has a single exon. The coding region runs from base 3210 to 3716 and encodes 168 amino acids. NCBI's taxonomy places the organism in Eukaryota, Viridiplantae, Streptophyta, Magnoliopsida, Poales, Poaceae. The record is from RefSeq and is a predicted model, not a curated record.